GCUAGUGAUGGGACAGGUCAUCUUGAAGCCUAUCACACUUUGGGCAAAGUUUUAAAGGAACAUGCUUGGUUUUGUACAUCCGGAUAUGAAGAGCUGAUUGAUUUAUUACUUGGCCUGAAAUCUCCAGCUGAUGUUGCAACUCUUAUGCGCCGUUUAGCAUGUUUUCAUAUUCUUCUGGUUCAUACAUUGAAGGAAAGCUUGGAAGAAGAGAAUACAAAAGCUUUUCUUAUCCUCAAUGAGAUUAUACUCACACUAAAAGAUGCGAAGGAAGAACUCAGAAAAGCAGCUUAUGAUGUUCUCCUUUCAAUAAGUUCCAGCUUGAGAGAGACAUCUAAUGUCAGUUCUGAUGCAUCAUAUCACAAACUGGUUAACAUGAUCAUGGGUUAUCUUUCUGGUUCAUCUCCUCACAUAAAAAGUGGAGCGGUGUCUGCAUUAUCUGUGCUGGUAUAUAAUGAUCCAGACAUCUGUCUUUCAAUGCCUGAUUUUGUUUCCUCUCUUUUAUCCUUGCUUCAGAGCAAAGCUGUGGAAGUUAUAAAAGCUGUUUUAGGCUUUGUGAAAGUAAUUGUGUCUUGCUUACAAGCGAAAGACAUCCGGAAUUUCCUUGGUGAUGUCAUUAAAUGAGUUCUGCCAUGGUCUUCUGUUUCUAGAAAUCAUUUCAGAUCAAAGGUCACUGUCAUUUUGGAGAUUAUGAUAAGGAAGUGUGGUUUUGCUGCUGUUGAAUCCAUUACUCCUGAAAAAUAUACGAGGUUUGUGAAGACUGUUUUGGAGAACCGCCAUAGCAAAUCGAGUACCAAUGAAGUUGACACUGGUCCAGAGACAGUGACCACGGAUUCACCUGCCAAAGGGCCACAAAAUAGGAAGCGCAAGGACAUGGGUACUCAGACUGCAGAAAGUGGUUCAAUAGAAUAUAGAAAGAGAAAGAGAGAGCAUAAACACAUUUCUACUGGUGCCAGUGGCUUCAAAUCAGCUAAGAGAGAGAGGAAUUUUAAUCAUGAAAAGCCAGUGAAAGAUCAAUCAACAGGAGGUUGGAAAAACAAUAAGAGUUUUAAUAAAGGGCCCAUGGGUAAUCGUAUGAGAAAGAUGGAGCCGAAAAUGAAGGGCAGAAAAAAUGAAGCAGCAGUCCGUAGACCUGCUUCUGCUUCCAAAUAUAGCAAAAACAACAAAUUUGGAAGGAAAUGACAGAAAUAAACUGAUUUGAGUGGGAUCUCCAUGAAGUGAGCACAGAGAGUUGCUUGUGCUGAGCCUGACAAGAAUUUGGCGUAAGCUCUUCAUGAAAGAACAGCUAUAACAAUAAGAGUGGUGAUAUUUGACAGAAUGAUGGGAUGUUAUUCUGCCCUCCUUCCCUACCUUUCCGUUGUGGAUUUCUUGCGGCAAAAGGAAAUCAUGGCCGGAUAGUCAGAAUUUUUGGAUUUCAUGGAGGACGAUGGCCUCUUGUUGUUUCAGGUCUUCGUAGGCUGUAGGAGAAGGUAAAUUCUGUUCGAGCUUAAAUACUCAUACUAGUCAAUCAGGAAUAGCUGGAAAAAUGUAUACCAAUUUUUUUUUUUUUUUUUUUUUUUUUUU
This is a messenger RNA of Pistacia vera, 1560 nucleotides long. RefSeq names its product RRP12-like protein. The transcript has 9 exons. The annotation marks the transcript as partial. The record is from RefSeq and is a predicted model, not a curated record. Lineage: Eukaryota; Viridiplantae; Streptophyta; Magnoliopsida; Sapindales; Anacardiaceae.